This is a messenger RNA of Vicia faba (fava bean), 642 nucleotides long. NCBI's taxonomy places the organism in Eukaryota, Viridiplantae, Streptophyta, Magnoliopsida, Fabales, Fabaceae. The record is from the annotation of a GenBank genome assembly.
AUGGUACCGCGAUCGGUUCUUUUUUGUGCUUUUGAAGGGAUUCCUUACUUGCUAUGCGGUCGGGGUGAUGGCGAUCUGUUUUACUAUCUGUUGAACACAUGUACUGGUUUGUUAACAUACAAGAAAAUGGUCUCUUUUGGAGAAACACCGAUUGCACUAAGGACUGUUCCAUCCAAUACUACAUGUGUCCUAGCUGUAUGUGAUAGGACAGUUAUGAUUUUUAGCAGAGAGAAGGAGUUACUUCAUAAUUAUGUGAAUCUGAGCAUCGUCAACGUUGUGUCCCCUUUCAACUCCUCCGAGAGAAUGCAUCACCGGUCUCUGUUUUGGUUCCGACAGGGUAUCACUCAAACCAAAUUUUUUGGCACCCGUAAUGGUGGGAUUGGAGUGGUUGCUUCACUUCCUAAGAAACUGUUCAGCUUUUUAGGAGUGGUGAAAUCUGUUGGAGGGCUAAGCCAUACAGAGUGGAGAGGAUUUAAAUCAGAAAAUGAUUGGACUUCUGAAUUUUUGGAUGGUGAUUUCAUAGAAUCAUUUCUUGAUCUCCAGCCUGAUGAGAUGGAAGUGAUAUCUCUAGUAGUGAAGCGUUCAGUAGAAGAGUUAAUUCAAAUUGUUGAAAGGUUCCUGACAUCCGGUUCUUCAAUCUGA